Messenger RNA from Colletotrichum spaethianum, 1230 nucleotides. RefSeq names its product pyrimidine pathway regulatory protein 1. Gene Ontology annotation, molecular function: DNA-binding transcription factor activity, RNA polymerase II-specific; sequence-specific DNA binding; zinc ion binding. The record is from RefSeq and is a predicted model, not a curated record. Gene Ontology annotation, biological process: DNA-templated transcription; positive regulation of transcription by RNA polymerase II. The transcript is spliced from 2 exons. The coding region runs from base 1 to 1230 and encodes 409 amino acids. Lineage: Eukaryota; Fungi; Ascomycota; Sordariomycetes; Glomerellales; Glomerellaceae.
AUGCAUAGCCCUCAUAUGCGCCUCAACAUCUGGUACCUCAACUAUCAGUGCAUCGCUGCUGUCCUAGACCUAGGAUUGCAGCGCGACAUUAACACAAACUCUGGCAUCUCCCUCCUCGAGCAGGAGAUGAGAACCAGGAUAUUCUGGGUAGUGUUCACUCUUGACAGGAUGAUUGCAACCAUGAUGGGGCGCCCGAUUGGCUUGCGAGAUGAAGCAUGUGAUCUUCGACUGCCGCAAGAUAUCGAUGACAGCUCGUUUCAGGCCUUUAACCAACCAUCGAACAGUGUGUAUACAGGCCGCAUGGCCUUCUCGAUCCAUUUGUUUCGACUGGCAAAACUCAACUCGGAAUUCAAGUAUGUUGCGAACAGCAUCGUCCGCGAAACUCCUAGAUACGCCUACCCUGCGGUAAUUGACAUCAACGAAUGGCAACAAGAAAUGCUCCUGAAGUUGGAUGAAUGGUACGGAAGGAUCCCUGAGGUGCCCGGUUGCGAUUACAUCCGUACCAUUUGCCAAGUCAGAUGCCAAAGCCUUCGUAUGCUCGUGCUACGACCUAGCCCCGCCAUCCCGAACCCGUCUCCCGUGUCACUAAGAAAGUGCUACGUUGCCGCACGCGAGGUUGUCCUUCUUUUCGAUCAGCUGUAUAAGCAGAACUUACUGAUUCACACCUGGAACACGUGCCAUUCCGCAGUUCUGGGUAUCAUAACCAUGCUGUACUGCAUCAAAGUGGUUCCUGACAUCCCCAGGCAGACUCCUUUAGACAUUAUUAUGUCUGACUUUAGCGCUGGUCUGGGGGUUUUAGCUGCUACAGGGGAGCACUGGUCUGGGGCAAAGCGUUGCAGAGACAUCCUUGAUGACAUGGUUCGGGCGACUAUCCGAUGGAUCAAGGAUCUUACCAACCAGUCCUCUUCCAUUGAAUCCCAGAACCCACGUCAGUCGUCGAGGAUCGAGCCGGCAAAUGUUGAGACAGUGAGCCCGUAUGAUGGGAAUACUGGUGUGAAUGGGACGUCGGCAGCUCGACCCGGCUUCUCCGAAGGACUGUCUCACCAGAUGACCAUGGCUUCCAUCGCGGCUGGGAUUCCUUCAACAUUACUGCCGCAGGAUCCCUUCGAGUCCUUUCUUGCUAGCACUUCGUUUGGCGAGCAGUUGCAGAUAGGAGAUACAGGGAGCUUGGACAGCAUCAUGCGUGGUCUUUUCGAUGACUUCAUACCAACGUACCCCAAUUUCAGCUGA